UUCUCCUCUGGUGGCCGCUGCAGUGCAUAAAUAGCUAGAUAUAAUCGAACGGAUUUUACGAGCUAGAGGAGCAGACAGCAGAAUCUAUUCAACAUCACCCGAUGUACAAACUGAAACGCGGCCGCCUUUGCAUUAAAACAAUAAAGGCGUGUUAUAUGGCUCUUUCAUCAAGGGAUUGUUGCAUUUGGAUUAAAAGAGACGCAAGGGAUGUAGCUGGACCAGAUGCCUGGCUAUCCUGCUUGCUAUCUACUAACGUUAGCUAGCUAACUGAUGUUGCAUCGAUGGAAUUAUUCGAGUGCCAUUGAUUGAGAUCAACCCAGCAACGCUAAAGAAGACGUUUCAGUACAUGGAUAGCGGCGAGCUAUCCGUGACCGGAGACUGAACCGCACAUAGACAGGAUGAUGUAUUACUCAACGUUGAAGGAUCUAACAUGUUAAAUACAUGUGACUUGGUAUUCAUCCAUUUUUAAGCCAGCUAUCUCUGACGUUAGCUGGCUGGUUUUAUCGUCCGGCAUUUGGACGGAGUGAUAGUAAGAUUGGGAGUGUGUAUCAGUAUGGCACAGCUUCUAGAAGGUGCCCGCAAACUGGGCUGGGUACUCUUGAACGCCUUCCUUCGUUUCAUCUUUGUGUUCAUCAAUAACUGUGUAGCAAUCCCUUCGUAUUGCCUCUACUGCAUUCUUCUUCAACCUCUGAGAAUAAUGGACAGUCGCUAUUUCUGGCUCAUUGAAGGAAUAAUGUUCAAAUGGAUGUUGGCAAUGGUGUCACUGUGGGGCUGGGUUGCAGGCUAUACAGUGAUGGAAUGGGGCGACGAUGUAAGGCCCCUUUCUGAAGAGGAAGCCAUGGUCAUCGUCAACCACCAAGCCACAGGGGACGUGUGCACCCUCAUGAUGUGCCUGCAGGACAAGGGCACGGUGGUGAGGAAGAUGAUGUGGUUGAUGGACCAUGUGUUCAAGUACACCAACUUCGGCCUGGUGUCUCUAAUCCACGGGGACUUCUUCAUCAGACAGGGUAAAGCGUACCGGGACAAGCAGCUGAUCUACCUAAAGGACCACCUGGACCGGUACUACCGCAGCCGCGACAGGAAGUGGAUCGUGCUCUUCCCGGAGGGCGGCUUCCUGCGCAAGCGGCGGGAAACCAGCCAGGCGUUUGCCAAGAAGAACUCACUACCGCCCCUGACGCACGUGACGCUGCCGCGGCUAGGCGCCACCCAGGUGAUCCUGAAGACCCUCGGACCGCAGCAGGAGAACGGCAGCCUGGGGAAGGAGGCCAGCACGGUGCACCCCAGCCAGUCAGGUAGUAAACCCAAAGGCCUGCAGUGGGUGGUGGACGUGACCAUAGCGUACCCCAAAGCCAGGCCCAUGGACAUCCAGACGUGGAUCUUUGGCUACAGACCCCCCACGGUCACACAUGUACACUACAGGGUAUACCCCAUAAAGGAGGUUCCGGUAGAGACCAAGCCCCUGACAGAUUGGCUGUACCAGAGGUUUGUGGAGAAGGAGGAUCUACUGGCUCACUUCUACGAAACAGGAGCCUUCCCUCCACCGAAAGGCCAGAAGGAGGCCGUCUCCCGGGCGAUGACCCUUGACCCCGUGCGGCUCUGUCUCAUCCAAUCCCUGGCCUUUGCCUCGGGCUACCUGUGGUACAGCGUCCUCCAGUACUUCUACUACUGUUUGUUCUGAGUGUGCUGAAGAAGAUGGAGUUUAAAAGUGGACCAGACCCUAAUGGCACUGCUUCUGGAUCAGUCGAUGGCUCGCCCGCCCCGGCGCCAUCUCUCCUUCCUAUGAUGGAUGAAUGUACAUUUUGCAAAAACCGGGAGAGACUGAAAAAAAAUGACCAUGUUGGAGGCUAUUUUCCCCCCUGGUUACAUGAAUACCUACACACACACAGACAAACGGACGGACACACACACAAUUGACUGAAGCCCAUACUUCUGAACAUUAAUCAUUUACACAUACUUACUACUUGGAUAUAAACGCCCCAAUCUAGUUGGUCUCUCCACUGGAGCCUCAUUCUCAAAUCAAGCAUGAGGCUCAGGAUUUAAACUGAGGGUGUUUUCAAGUGGACUCUCUUCCUGGUCUUUAGGUGUAGUUUUACAGUGUGCGAGUAUGCAUUGUGUCUGCCAUUGUACCCACCCCCACCCUCGGGUGAACCAACCCCCAGUUGGACCUCUCUCCAGGCCUGCUGAUUCUGCGGUUGACCCACACUACAGAGAGGGGGGGCUGUUGUAUGUACCAUCAGAGACUACCAUGCCAACCCCUCUCCUCUAGCCUUCAUUGCACUAAAAGGAUCCCUACUACCCCCUCUUCUACUCCAGGAAAUAUUCCUGAAUGGUAGCUGUUAAUGUUUAUUUUAAAUUGCCCCUCCCCUUAACAACGGCCAUUGCAUUUGUUGUGGUCGUCGUCGCUCUCUAUCUACGUUGAAGUCUUGGAGACUUUACUCUGUCUGUCUUCGACAGUAUUCUGAACUGACUGACUGCGGGGGAAUCUUCUUGUUUACACUAGUGGCCCUCCGUCUGGGCCUAAAGGGACGCUAGCGYCGAUGUCAGGCUCUGGUUAGGACUGUUUCCACAACAUGUGGUCGGGGGUACCUGGUUCUGGAACCAAGGGGGGGAGGAGGACACAGCGGCGGAGGAACAGUGCCCAAACGCUGAUGACAGAACACUGAUGGCACAUUGGGACAGCACUCUGAUCCGAUCCACCCUGAAAACAAACUCCCCACCCCCCUGUCCUCACUCGUACACACACAGAGCAGAGUGGAUCUCUGUCCAUAUAGGAACGUCUCAGCGAGCCAAACUGAAAAAGGAGGACAAAGCUGAA
Molecule: messenger RNA, 2815 nt
Organism: Salvelinus sp. IW2-2015
Lineage: Eukaryota; Metazoa; Chordata; Actinopteri; Salmoniformes; Salmonidae
Gene: lpgat1
Product: lysophosphatidylglycerol acyltransferase 1
Biological process (GO): phosphatidylinositol acyl-chain remodeling
Cellular component (GO): endomembrane system; endoplasmic reticulum
Molecular function (GO): acyltransferase activity
Source: RefSeq, a predicted model, not a curated record